This is a messenger RNA of Notothenia coriiceps (black rockcod), 1538 nucleotides long. It is a transcript of the gene hpda, whose product is annotated as 4-hydroxyphenylpyruvate dioxygenase a. The record is from RefSeq and is a predicted model, not a curated record. The transcript has 14 exons. Gene Ontology annotation, molecular function: metal ion binding; lactoylglutathione lyase activity; 4-hydroxyphenylpyruvate dioxygenase activity. The coding region runs from base 7 to 1158 and encodes 383 amino acids. Gene Ontology annotation, cellular component: endoplasmic reticulum membrane; Golgi membrane. Gene Ontology annotation, biological process: L-tyrosine catabolic process. NCBI's taxonomy places the organism in Eukaryota, Metazoa, Chordata, Actinopteri, Perciformes, Nototheniidae.
CACAGCAUGACAAGCUACACAGAUAAAGGGGAGAAGCACGCAAGGGGAAGGUUUGUCAAGUUUCAUCACAUCACCUUCUGGGUCGGCAAUGCUAAGCAGGCGGCCUCCUUCUACUGUGAUAAGAUGGGCUUCGAGCCUUUGGCCUAUAAGGGUCUGGAGACGGGCAGCAGAGAGGUGGUGUCGCAUGUCAUCAGACAGGAUAAGAUAAUAUUUGCUUUUGAAUCAGCGCUUAAUCCUGGAAAUGAAGAGAUGGGAGAACACUUGGUGAAGCAUGGAGACGGAGUCAAGGACAUCGCUUUCCAAGUGGAGGACUGCGACUUCUUAGUCAAGACAGCUAAAGGGCGAGGAGCUGUGAUCGUGAAGGAGCCCUGGGUGGAUCAGGAUGGCCAGGGGAGGAUCAAGUGUGCCGUGCUUCAGACGUAUGGAGAUACAACUCACACACUGGUUGAGUACCUCAGUCCCUACAAAGGCCUCUUCCUGCCAGGCUACAAAGAGCCUCCGUUUAAGGAUCCUCUGUUAGCCAAACUUCCACUGGCAGGUUUGCACUUCAUCGAUCACAUUGUGGGAAAUCAGCCAGACGACCAAAUGGUGCCAGUGACAGACUGGUAUGAGAAGUGUUUGAUGUUCCACCGGUUCUGGUCAAUAGACGACAAGCAGAUCCACACGCAGUACAGCUCACUGAGGUCCGUAGUGGUGACCAACUAUGAGGAGACCAUCAAGAUGCCCAUCAAUGAACCUGCAAGGGGGAAGAAAAUGUCACAAAUCCAGGAAUAUGUGGACUACAACGGGGGCCCAGGUGCUCAGCACAUCGCCCUGAACACGUCAGACAUUAUCCAAGCUGUGGUGAACCUGCGCGCCCGGGGGAUGGAGUUCCUCUCAGCGCCUGACAAGUACUACGACAACCUGCGGCUGAAUCUCAAAACCGCCAAGAUCAAGGUGAAGGAGGACCUGGACCGUUUACAGGAAUUGAAAAUCUUAGUUGAUUUUGACGACAAUGGCUACCUCCUCCAAAUCUUCACCAAACCCGUGCAGGACAGACCGACUCUCUUCCUGGAGGUCAUUCAGCGGCACAACCACUUUGGCUUUGGGGCAGGAAACUUCAAGUCUCUCUUUGAGGCCAUUGAGAAGGACCAAGAAGCCCGUGGCAACCUCACCUAGAUGACACCCGACAGGCAAGCCAAAGCCUCGAACUGAUGCUUGCCUGCUGCUGCCAAACCACACCAAAUAUCAUUGUACGUCUCAACAUCGCUAUAAAACACAUGUACCGAGUGUUGAUUAUCUUCAUGAGAUUGACUGCUAUUAGGUAUGUUGCUUAUAGAUUGCAUGCUGUACGACUAAAUAAAGAUACUCAAGUUCAUGAAGGUUGGUUAGUAUUUGGGAAAUAGAAUCAUUUCUAAAGGAAAAGUUCAACAAUUUGGAAAGUAUUUGCUUGUUUGCCAAAGUUACAUGAGAAAAUUGAUACCAAUCUGUAAAUGAUGAUGAAAGUCCUGCUUUAAAAAUUGUACUUUAUUAAAAAAUAUAUAUAUGGAAAAUGAAAA